AUGAACGACACUGAAUUGUACCAUCAUGAUCAUGCCGCCCACAUCGUCAUAGCAUUGCAACUUAACGCUGCUGCUGCAUCCGCCACGGUGGUGGGUGGUUUGAUCAUUUGCAGUCAUCGCACGCUUCAAUUAGCUACCCCAAUGGCACUGGCCACGACACUCAGCAUUUCUGGAGGUGUCACGAUCUUCCUUGCACUUGUUGUAAGCUUCAGUUAUUCCGUAGCCCAAUUCGCUGUAACUUUUCAGUCCGAGGUCGACAACUACGAUACGCUUGAUUGUAAAUCCUGGACAGCAGCUACAAUGUGUUUAGGAGCUGGAAUACUAAUCGUCUACGCUGUAGACUUUGUGGUUCAAAAACUCACCCCUGGGCUUGACCCGGAGACACCAAAAACCCUGCCUACAGUUAUCGAUUGCGAAAGAGGUUCCUUGCGUCGAAGCCUUCAAGACAGUGUUCUUCUAGAGUCUCCUCGAACUCAAGAUUUUGUCAAAAUGGACGAGGCUGCCAAAGACAAACUGCAACGAAUGGGUAUCCUUAGUGGAAUCGCCAUCGCUUUGCACAACAUUCCAUCAGGCAUUGCUACAUUCACAGCAGGAAUGGAGGACCCGGCAAUUGGUGCAUCUAUGGCCAUUGGUGUCGGCCUCCACAAUAUCGCCGAAGGUGUUGCCGUAGCAGCUCCAGUGUAUUUUGCAACUGGUAGCAAGUGGAAGGCCAUCAUGUGGUGCAUAGUGGCUGCAAUGGCCGAACAUGUCGGAGCCUUCAUUGCCCUUGCUGCUGCAGGCAGCGACGGUCACGAUACUGACCAGGCGGUUCUAUACGGUAUUGUCGCCGGCAUGAUGGCUACGAUCGCGAUGAAGGACAUCUUUCCUACAGCUUACACUUAUGCAAAUGGUCGAAUCCACCUCGUCUCAAAUGGUGGACUCAUGGGCAUGCUCCUUAUGGCACUAAGUCUAUGGAUUUUUAAAUACAUGGGUAUAGGCACGUAA
Molecule: messenger RNA, 984 nt
Organism: Peronospora farinosa
Lineage: Eukaryota; Oomycota; Peronosporomycetes; Peronosporales; Peronosporaceae
Source: the annotation of a GenBank genome assembly